ACCUAAGAGCAGUCACGUCACGGAGAGUGUGUGUAUGUGCGCGCGCGUGUGUGUGUGUGUGUUGAUUGUUCGUGUUGUUCAAGUGUUAGCCGGACUGGGGGGAGUAAGGACGGACAGACCGUGUUGAAGAUCCCAGGAAGUUCUGUCUACGCUUCGCUGAGCGACUCGAUUCUGCUCCGGAACCGGACCUGCAGGAUGACCCAGCGGGGCCCGUCCGAGUUUACCCCACCGCCCGAGUGUCCGGUGUUCGAGCCCAGUUGGGAGGAAUUUGCAGACCCGUUUGCGUUUAUCAAUAAAAUCCGACCCAUUGCCGAGAAAACCGGUAUCUGCAAGGUUCGACCGCCGCCGGAUUGGCAGCCUCCAUUUGCAUGUGACGUUGACAGACUUCAUUUUACUCCACGAAUCCAGAGGCUCAACGAGCUUGAGGCUCAAACAAGAGUUAAACUCAACUUCUUGGACCAAAUUGCCAAGUUUUGGGAACUACAAGGAUGCACACUUAAAAUUCCACAUGUGGAGCGGAAGAUCCUCGAUCUGUACCAGCUCAACAAAUUGGUUGCAGAG
Carassius auratus (goldfish) is the source of this 561-nucleotide messenger RNA. Its product is annotated as lysine-specific demethylase 5B-B-like. NCBI's taxonomy places the organism in Eukaryota, Metazoa, Chordata, Actinopteri, Cypriniformes, Cyprinidae. The transcript has 4 exons. The record is from RefSeq and is a predicted model, not a curated record. Gene Ontology annotation, molecular function: DNA binding; histone H3K4me/H3K4me2/H3K4me3 demethylase activity. Gene Ontology annotation, cellular component: nucleus; chromatin. The annotation marks the transcript as partial. Gene Ontology annotation, biological process: chromatin remodeling; regulation of DNA-templated transcription.